UCCAAAACGCCGCCGAUAUAAAAGUCAGCCGCGCAUGCGCAGCACACACGUCCAUUCAGCGUGCGUACGCACAGCAAAGCAACGUGGGCCAAGCAAAAGUCUAUUCAUAAGUACAAAAUUACGACCCUGAGAAAACAAGUGCGCUCGCGUGCACGCUUCGACCAAAACGCACAGACGAAAAAAAGCGCCAAAAGCAGUGCAAGAAAAUGAAUGAGAAUAACCGCAGCAGCUAGUCAGCUAGUGUGAUGAGACACAAAGCGCUCGCCCAAUUGACAGGAAGUCGUUAUGAUAACCCAUGCUCACAUUUCCCUGCCGUCUGAAUACUCGUACGUCACGACACGACACGCCAAUGGCAACAGUACAACAGCAAAAACAACGACUGCAAUGUUGUACACAAACCUUUUCACUUUCUUGGCUACCGCUGGCCAAGCAUGCGAUUCAAACAACGCUAACGACCCGACCCGCUCGAUGUCGAUGCAAACCGUGGGAACGCUUUCCCACAUUACGAUUGAUUUCAUUAUGCACAGACGGACAUAAACAGUUGAGCAACAACAACAACAACAGCUGCAGCAAGCGUUGUACACUUUAAAGGAAUUCCCUGACGCGUUACGCUUUCGUCGCCUUUUUUUCUUAUUAUUAUUUUUUCCUGCUGUUGUUUGCUUGGUUGAUAUCAUUUCAAUUAUUUUCCCUUCUUUAACGUUCCGUUGGUCCUUGCGUGCAACAGGAUACAACGAUUAAGGAUUAUUACAUACAGCCAGCGCGAAGAAUUGAAAUCGGAAUCGAAGAAACAGUAACUGCAGUAGCAGCAGCACAGCUGCAACGAUUCAACUCAUUACAGUACUUCACAGCUCAGCGCUCAGUUCGGUGCAUGUCAGCCGCCUUGCACAGCCGUUCACCUCAUAACGGACGACCAGAUUGCAAAAUUCCCAUGCUUUGCUCAGUAUACGACCCCGAGGAGCCGGCUGACUGCUCGCCAACAAGCCAACAUACAUACCAGCUCAACGUCACGCAUUCCGUAAGGGUGUCCAUGUAUGUAUGUGCGCCCUUAUCCUUACUCACCUCUGGCCCGGCUGGCUGGUUGGCAAGCUGGCUGACGGACUGGCAUAUUGUCCGGCUGUCUUCUGGCUGCAUGCGCAGGUGAGCUCUACGAUGUGUGAGAAACCUACAAGGAACGUAGUUCCCACGGUUUGGAGCGAUCCCAAUGAUCCUUCAUCUUCACGUGUAUUGAAGUUUGAUUUCCUCCCCUAAAGUACACACACACACACACACACACGCGCGUACGGCGAGUAAACAAGGGGUGACUUGCCAGUAAGACAAACCGAGGAUUCAUGCAAAGGAAUGGGCUGCCAAGAAGGGCGACUGGGCAAAGGGCAGCGCGAAGUGUAAGCAACCAAAAAGAAGCGAGCGCCCAUGUAUGUGUUUGUGUGUGCUGGCCUGCCAGCCAUGAAACGAAGAAGGGUAAGAGGAAAUUGAGGGUUGAUUUCUACUUUAUCGAGCUGAGCGAAUACAAUCAAGGGAAGGCAGGAAAAGGACACAAAAGGACGUGCGGCUCUCUGAUAUGACUAUUGUAUGCGAUAGAGCAUCGAAUUCUCAAGCGCCUGCUUGCGUGUCUUUACAAAAGUCUUGUGAAGGUUGCUCUCUCGGCUCGGAGUCACUGCAACAUUCCUUAGCAGAGGAGAUAGGUAUAAAAGAGCACAGCCUGUCGAAGGAGUCAUGCAUUCCACCGCAAGCACUCAGCAGUAAAAGUCACGCUGAAUUUUAGUACUUCACACACACACACACACACGCACACUAAGCCACCACAAUGUCCAUACAAGUAUCGGAAAUGUCCAAGACCUACCAAUAUCGCAAAGUGAUGAAGCCAAUGUUGGAGCGUAAACGGCGCGCACGCAUCAACAAGUGCCUGGACGAGUUGAAAGAUUUAAUGGUCGUCACAUUGGAGUCGGAGGGUGAACAUGUCACGAGAUUGGAGAAAGCCGAUAUUCUCGAGCUGACCGUUGCCCAUUUGCAAAAGUUGAAGCAACAACGCAAAGCGGCCGCCUCAAAGGGUGGCGCUAUGUCAAAAGCUGAGGGUUUCCGUUCCGGUUACAUUCAUGCAGUCAACGAGGUGUCCCGUUCGCUCUCGCAAUUGCCCGGCGUUAAUGUUAAUCUUGGCACACAGCUGAUGACACAUCUCGGCCAGCGCUUAAAUCAAUUGCAGCCUGCCGUACAUGCACCCACACCCAUUACCGCACCGCUUUCGGUACACAUUGCUCAAACAGCGGGAGGACGCGGCGCGCAUUAUUCGGUACCCAUUUCACCCAUCUCCAGCUACAAUGGUAGUCCGAAUUCGAGCGUCAGCAGCGAAAAACAUGGACAAAGUCAAAAUCUACUCACCACCUACAGCGGUCACUCGCCCAUUGAUGCCACUACGGGCAGUCAUGCAGCUCGGGCCGAGGAGGAAGAUGUCUGGCGACCAUGGUAGUGUGGUGCGCAGGCGUCAAGUCGUUAAAUCGGCAAACGUCCCAGUACAAAACUUAAAUGUUAAUUGCUCAGUGAUAAAGUCUUCCAGACGUGCAGGCAACGCCUGCCGUCAACCAAUCCAUGCAACUUAAAACGAGUGACACGCCAACACGCGCCAUGUCGCCCACCAAACAUAAAGCUUUAAAGUAGAGGAGAGGCAUUUGCAAGUAGCCACGCUUCCAGCGCCAGCUGCCGGCAGUUGUAUCGUCGAUGUGAUUUCGCACAAUUGUUAAAUAUUGUCAUUAAGUUUAUUAAAUUGUAUUAGUUGAAUUAGAGAGAAUUUUUAAAAAAUUUUGCAUAAGUAUACUUUUAAAAGAAACAUGAAAUA
Rhagoletis pomonella (apple maggot) is the source of this 2830-nucleotide messenger RNA. RefSeq names its product enhancer of split mgamma protein (gene E(spl)mgamma-HLH). Gene Ontology annotation, biological process: anterior/posterior pattern specification; regulation of transcription by RNA polymerase II; regulation of neurogenesis. Gene Ontology annotation, cellular component: nucleus. NCBI's taxonomy places the organism in Eukaryota, Metazoa, Arthropoda, Insecta, Diptera, Tephritidae. Gene Ontology annotation, molecular function: protein dimerization activity; DNA-binding transcription factor activity, RNA polymerase II-specific; RNA polymerase II cis-regulatory region sequence-specific DNA binding. The coding region runs from base 1805 to 2464 and encodes 219 amino acids. The record is from RefSeq and is a predicted model, not a curated record. The transcript has a single exon.